Anguilla rostrata (American eel) is the source of this 11065-nucleotide messenger RNA. RefSeq names its product nuclear receptor binding SET domain protein 1a (gene nsd1a). Gene Ontology annotation, cellular component: nucleus. Gene Ontology annotation, molecular function: histone methyltransferase activity; protein binding. The transcript is spliced from 25 exons. The record is from RefSeq and is a predicted model, not a curated record. The coding region runs from base 1424 to 7708 and encodes 2094 amino acids. NCBI's taxonomy places the organism in Eukaryota, Metazoa, Chordata, Actinopteri, Anguilliformes, Anguillidae.
CGCAUUUUCAGUCCUGGGAUAAGGAUCUGAAUCAUGAACAGUAGGGAGGGGGGUGUUAAUAUAAAUAACCGUGAACGCCAAAAAAAUGCUCCUCGUUCACAUAUCAUCUCAGAUAAUAAUAAGAAUUACCCAGGUAAUGCGAGUCAUAACAAAUGCAAAUUGCAUAAUAAAUGUCAGGCAGACUAUGCCAAUCAGUAUGCCCUGUACAAACCGUGUGCCAAUAUGUCUGUUGUCAAAAUAAACGCAUUUAAAAAUCAGUUUUGUUCCAAAAUGUUAGAUUUAACGAUCAAAGGUGGACUUUUAUCAAUAUGUCUGUAAUACAUUACGGCCUGUUUAUGUAGCCUACUUGUACCACUCCGACUCCAUUUUGCGUAGUCUGCGUUAACCGCCUGGUGUUGUAAUUCACCCUGCUAACACGUGACGACAUCGCGAAAUCCGCACCUUCCCUUAAAUAUUUUGGAACUUGGGGGUCUUUUUGCACUUAAAUGUUGUUAAUUAUACUUGUAACCCAAGAUGGAAGAAGUUACGCCUUUGUUGGUAUAAGGGAACAAAUGGCGCGCUUGUUUGUGCAUUGUGCCUUGUUUUCCUGGAUUAAAUAGUGUAAUUCAAAAAGACACUAAGUAACGGCAUCAGUAUGUGUUUGUUAGGGUUAAAUAAGGACAAAAAAUGACAGGCCGUGCUUAUUAUAGCUCUCACAUAUAGUUAUCACUGUUUUCUGCGAAUACACUAUUGUGAGGCGAGUAUCGUGAUAUAGCCCACAGACGGGGGGAUGGGAAGCAGAGGCGAUUGGCUCGUCAGGCACAGUCGGGGCUUGUUUCAAUGUAACCAGGGGCAGGUCGGCAGAAAGGGAAACAAUCAUUUAUUCAAUAUGAAACUGUAAAUGUUAACUGCGUUAUUGGGAAUCAUGAACUUUUGUAGCUAGACAAUUCGUAAGAAAUGGAAGGAAUCUGGCUUACUAGUCAGAAGGUAAAUUUUUGUUUUCUGAGGGGACCGCCGGUCGAGCAAUAAAGUAGAGAAUGAGCACAAGGUCCUGGCCUAGUGGUAAUGCUGCGGCUAGGAUUUUGCAGAUCCGUUCUCACAAAUCAAGAAAAAAUCACGCUUCAUGUCCAAAUUUAAGAGGGUUUCGGUCGGUUUUGUUGUGACCAAGAUAUAAAUGACAGUGCAGCACAGUGCGUCAAUUUUUUGAUCUGAGUCUACACGUUACUGCUCGUAACGUGACCGGCUGGCGGAGAGGUAGCCAUCUAGCUGGCUAGCAUGAAUUAGCAAGGAUGGAGUCGUGUCCAUUUGAAUUAGACAGAGGAACGGUCCACCCGAGAUUCAUUGGAAUGCAGCGCUAAUUACUCCGGAGUUUCUGGUUCGGUGGUCUCGCUCCAGGCGGAAACCAGAACAGCGCCCAGCUUUUGAGAAGAUACGCCACCGUGCCAUGCAUCUAUCAACAACUGCCCUGAAAGCCACAUCCUCCUAUGCCUACAAGCAGCAGGACGCCCCCUGCUACAGCCCACUGAGGAGACUCCAGCACCUGACCUCCAUGGUUUCUGGUCCAGACCUGGGUUUGGCACACCGAGACUCACAGGGUCGAAGUGGGUCACACACCCAGAAACCUAUGGGGCUGAAAGACCUUGGGUCCACUCUGGCCCACAUAUCACCACCAUUACCUGCCAACAAUGAGACUGGCACCUAUUUGCCAGGACAGGAUUCGGAUGUUAAUGGAUUACCCCUGCACCCACCCGGCUUAUGUCUGGACCGUCCCAGUCAGGUCUCAAAUGGCACCCUGCACUUUGAGUCCACCCUGUUCGAGAAUGGGGAGGAGGAGGAAGAUGAAGAAGGGGAGUUUGAGGAUGACAAAGGACAAGGGAUGGGACUGAAAGGUUUUUUGAAGAAGGAGUGUAAGAGAAAAGUGUCUCCUAGCAGUGCCCCCUGCAGCUCCGGGGUGGAUUUGACGGCUGCCAGACGGGAUGUUGUUGCCUGUGGAGAGAUGGGAGCCGAACGGGCUGCUCCCACACCCAUGGCCUCCAAGGCCCCUCUGGACGAGGUUGAGUUCUCUGACGACUCCUCGGACAGCGACUUCGAGCUGCCCUCGCUGGGGUCUAUCGCUGACUCAUCCCAGGGUGUGGCUGAACCCUGCUCCUCCACCAAUCCUCCCACCAGCCCGAGGAAGAAGCCGCCCCCCGAGGUGAAGUUCUCGGUGGGGGACCUGGUGUGGGCAAAGUUUAACCGCCGACCCUGGUGGCCGUGCCAGGUGAUCGCCGACCCGCGGGACGGAGUGCACACUCGAAUGAAAGAGCCCAGUCGCAGGCCAUGUCGGCAGUACUUCCUGCGGACGUUUGGGGACACGGUGGACCAGGCAUGGGUCCCUGGCAAGGCCACCUGCCCGUUUGAGGGAGGCCACGAGUUCGACAACCUCCCCGUCCUGCGGAGGAGAGGGAGGCAGAAGGACAAAAAUUACAGAUACACGAUAGCAAAGCGGUUCUUGGAGGCAUGGAAAGUCAGUGUGCUGGAAGCAGAGGCCUUGCUUCCCGAGGCACUGAACAAGGCACUUCCUGCCACACCCACCCAGAAGAACAGCUGUGAGCCAAUCAGAGAGGAGCAGGUCUCCGAGUCUUCACCUGUCUCCAUGACACCCCUGUCUCCAGCUUGCCUUUUCAAUGGAAAAGCACUAACCCCGACAGAGCCCCCGCGACCAAAGGAAGGUGCUGUCAAGAAACCACCAAUCAGGAAGAAGUCCAAAACACCCAGCUCCAAAACGGCUGGACCAGUCCUGAGAAAGUCACCUGCCAAUCAGAUAGAGGCUGGAGACAGCCCAUAUGCUGACAUCGAUUCUGUGCCCAGGAUUUUGUGUCCCAAACCAGAGAAGACCUCAGAGAGGGACCCCCUAUCAGCCCCAUUGCCCCCUGGGAAAGGGGAGAGGCGGAAGGCCUUUGGGGCAGGAGGGGAUGGAGAAGGGAAUGGUCUGGUGGUGUCGGGGGCGGAGCUCGGGUCUUUGGAUGGGCCGCUCUCGGGGGGCGGGGCCACAGAGGAUACCACGGCGGAUCUCCAUGACAAUUCCAGGAAAGCCGUGGAAGUGCACUCAGCCUGUCUUCCUGCCAGCAGCCGGCUGAUGACCCGAGCGCUGCGCAGCCAGGAGCAGGCAGACCAGCGGGACAGGGUCCUGCGCAGCCGAAUGCGUGGCCGCAACCUCAGCCCACCGCCCCCUGCACCUGAGGAGACCCCAGAUGAUUCGGCCCCGACUGAAGUGCUUCCUGGCGCAUCCAAGUCCUCACUAUCCACUGCCAGUCCACAGCCCAUCCCUGAGACUACAACUCCCACAAGGUCUUGCUCUCCUUCUGCUUCUCCCCUCCUCAAGUACGCAGACAUGAAGGCCCACAGGGGUGGUGUUCCCAAUGGGCUGCUGAUCAAGCCGGAGGACGAGGGCGGCUGGGGCCCCGCUCACGUGAAGAGGGAGAACGGCGUGCCUGCCGUGCAGGUGAAACGCGAGGGCGGAGCUUCGGACGCCUCCUCCUACUGCUCCUCCUCGCCUCCUCUUUCCCCGAUGGAAGCCUUCCAGGACCUGAAGGAGAUCACGUUCAGGUCCCUGCUGGACGAGGACAGCGGAGCGCCAGGGAAGCCCGUCACCUUCCGGCCCGACGCCAACUACAAGUUCAGCACCUUCCUGAUGCUGCUGAAGGACGCACAUGACAGCCGGGAGAAGCGGGGCGCCCCCUUGAGCCCGGAAGGGGAAGCGCGGGGCCCGACCCGCGCUCUCAUGAAGGAGGAGCCGUCCCUCAUACCGUCCUCCACCCCAACAGCAGACCAGAGGGCCGGAAUCUGGACCACAGCAGAUUCCAAGAAGGUUCCGGAACUGAAGCCCAAACCCAAGAGGGUGAGACACAGGCCCAGACCCGCCCCCAAGAAGAAGGUCUCCAAAUACGAGGGGGACCCCGUGUUCUCGCCCUCCAAGUACUCGCGGCCCAAGAGGCCCCGCCCGUCGGAGAGCGGGCGGGCGGGCGCGGGCGGCGCCGUGCCGGCCGAGCUGGCGGAGCACGCGUACGGGCGGGGCGGGGCGGACGGGGGAACGGGCGACUCCUCGCUCGGCGGAUUCUUCGACGGCGCCCACGACGGCGGCGUCCACGGGAGGGCCGUGGGCGUGGCACCCAAGAAGCGCUGGCUAGAGCAGGGCGGGUUGGAGAUGGAGGGGCGGGCCGGGGGGGUGGAGCCCCAUGCCGAGGUGCCUUCGGAGCAAGGCGGAGCCUCCCAGUCAAAGAUGGAGGCGGGUGAACUCUCCCUCUCCCGAAUCCCUUCCACGGGGGGAGAUGCACCAGCCGCACAUUCCGAAAAUAAACGUCUCAGAAAACCAAGCAAAAGACUGAUAGAGUGCACAGAGGAGUAUGACAAGAUCUACGCCGUGAAGAAAAAACCCAAGAAAUCUACUGAGGCAUCUGGGACGGACUCUGACCUCAGCAGUACAGAACAGAUCACAUCUGGGAAAGUGAUGCCAAACCCACUGAACUCGCUGCCAGAGAUGCAAACUCCACCCCCCGAGGAGCAAUCCAAGGCUGCUACUGGACCAGCCCCUACCGUCCUGGAACAGACCCCUCCCCAGGAAGGCCAUGCCCCGCCCAUUGACACACUAACCCCGCCCCCUGAAGCUCCCUCUCCUGGUACGCAUCACUCUGUGGAAUCUGCGCUCCAGGACAAGAAGAGGCAGAGGAAGCCUACCAAAAAGCUCCUGGAGAGUACGGAGGAGACAGAGUUUCUUACUGUCCCAACCAAGAAGGAGUGUAGGGAUCCAGGAGAGGACUCUGAGAGCCAGGACAGUCAUGAGGUACUGGAUGAGGUGAAAGAUGUGGCGAAUGAAGUGCCUGAUUCCAGUUUGCCGUGGCAUGCUGCUUCUGAAGAUAAACAGGACAGCGCGCAAGGCCUGCAAAGUUCCUCUCCCACGCCCCGCAGGGAGAGCCUGGAGGGCGGGGCCACCUGGGACUCCCUGUGUGGGACAGAGGGGGAUGGUGAGGGAACGCUGGACUCGGAGGGCUUUUGCUCGGGGCGGGAGGACAGCAUGACCGGGGUGAAGGAGCCAUGUCUGGAGGACGGGAUGGCCCUCUGUAAGAGACCCCCGGGGGAGAAAGGGGGCGCCGCCUCCAUGAAGGAGAACGUGUGCCAGGUGUGUGAGAAGACGGGGGAGCUGCUGCUCUGUGAGGGUCAGUGCUGCGGGGCGUUCCACCUGCAGUGCAUCGGGCUGGAGGAGACCCCCCAGGGCCGCUUCAUCUGCAACGAGUGCAAAACGGGUGUGCACACCUGCUUCGUGUGCAAGAAGCCUGGCUCGGACGUGAAGCGCUGCAUGAUCCCCGUGUGCGGAAAGUUCUACCACGGAGAGUGCAUCGCCAAGCACGCCCCCACCAUGGCCCAGGGGCGGGGCUUCCGCUGCUCCCUCCACGUCUGCCUGUCCUGCUACAUCACCAACCCCGCCAACCCCUCCGUCUCCAAAGGUCGACUGACACGGUGCGUGCGCUGCCCGGUGGCGUACCACGCUAAUGACUACUGCAUGGCAGCCGGCAGCGUGAUCCUGGCCAACAACAGCUUCCUGUGUCCCAACCACUUCACCCCCCGCCGAGGCUGCCGAAACCACGAGCACAUCAACGUCAGCUGGUGCUUCGUCUGCUCUGAAGGGGGCAGUCUCCUGUGUUGCGAGUCCUGCCCUGCAGCCUUCCACCGCGAGUGUCUGAAUAUCGACAUGCCUGAGGGCAGCUGGUUCUGCAAUGACUGUCGAGCCAGCAAGAAGCCCCAUUACAAGGACGUACUGUGGGUCAAAGUGGGCAGAUACAGGUGGUGGCCCGCAGAGGUCACUCUCCCCAAAAACGUGCCUGAGAACAUCAUGCGUAUGAGGCACGAUGUGGGGGAGUUCCCUGUGCACUUUUUCGGCUCCAAGGACUACCUGUGGACCUAUCAGGCCAGAGUCUUCCCCUACAUGGAGGGAGACGCCAAUAACAAGGACAAGAUGGGGAAGGGAGCGGACGCCAUCUACAAGAAAGCUCUGCAUGAAGCUGCUGCAAGAUUCCAGGAGCUGCAGGCAGAGAAAGAAAUGAGGCAGCUGCAGGAAGACCGAAGAAAUGACAAGAAACCCCCUCCAUACAGGCACAUAAAGGUGAACCGGCCAAUAGGAAAGGUCCAGAUCAUCACGGCCGACCUGUCGGAGAUCCCGCGCUGCAACUGCAAGGCGGCGGACGAGAGCCCGUGCGGCCUGGACUCGGAGUGCAUCAACCGCAUGCUGAUGUACGAGUGCCACCCGCAGGUGUGCCCGGCGGGCGAGCGCUGCCAGAACCAGUGCUUCACCAAGCGCCAGUACACCCCGGUGGAGAUCUUCCGCACGCUGGCGCGCGGCUGGGGGCUGCGCAGCAUCACCGACAUCAAGAAGGGCGAGUUUGUGAACGAGUACGUGGGCGAGGUGAUCGACGAGGAGGAGUGCCGAGCUAGGAUCAGACACGCCCAGGAGAACGACAUCUGCAACUUCUACAUGCUGACUCUGGACAAGGACCGGAUCAUCGACGCCGGGCCCAAGGGGAACCAGGCCCGCUUCAUGAACCACAGCUGCCAGCCCAACUGCGAGACCCAGAAGUGGACGGUCAACGGGGACACGCGGGUCGGGCUCUUCGCCCUGGUGGACAUCCCCGCAGGAGUGGAGCUCACCUUCAACUACAACCUGGAGUGCCUGGGGAACGGCAAGACCGUGUGCAAGUGCGGCGCCCCCAACUGCAGCGGCUUCCUGGGCGACCGACCCAAGAACCAGCCCUCGUCGGAAGACAAGAACCGCAAGUUUAAGAGGAAGAUCCCGGUGAAGAAGAAGAGCAAGCUGGAGGUGCAGAGGGAGCGGGAGGACGAGUGCUUCAGCUGCGGGGACGGGGGCCAGAUCGUCUCCUGCAAGAAGCCGGGCUGCCCCAAGGUCUACCACGCCGACUGCCUCAACCUGUCCAAGAGACCCGCGGGGCGCUGGGAGUGUCCGUGGCACCAGUGUGACGUGUGCGGGGGCGAGGCGGCCUCCUUCUGCGAGAUGUGCCCCAGCUCCUUCUGCCCCCAGCACCGGGAGGGCAUGCUGUUCAUCUCCAAACUGGACGGCCGGCUGUCCUGCAGCGAGCACGACCCCUGUGGUCCCGACCCGCUCGAACCCGGAGAGAUCCGCGAGUACGUGCCCCCCCCGGGCCAGGCCCCCCCAAAGCCCAUGGGGGUGCUCCCGCAGCUGCCCCCCCUCACCGCCGGCGCUGCCGUCACCCCCUCUAUGACCUGCCCCUCCCAGCCUGCCCCUAAACCGGCCCUCGGCCCCGCCCCCCCACCCCUCUACAUGUCUGACUCCUCCUCCAGCGCCCAGAAAUGCCCCGCCCCCAAGCGCGAGAGCGGCGGAGAGGUCGACAAGGAAGAUGGCGAGGGGGAGGGGCUCGAAGAAGAGGAAGGGGAGUUGGAUGAAGAGGGGGAGGAGUUUGGGGAGGAAGAAGAGGAGGACGAGGAAGAGGAAUUUGAGGAAGAGGGUGAUGCUGAGGAGGUGGAAGAAGAGGAGGGACUUGAAGAGGAGGAGGAGGAGGGGAUAGAUGAAGAGGGGGAGGGGCUCGAUGAAGAGGAUGGGUUAAAUGGAGAGGAGGAGGGGCUUGAGGAUGAGGAUGAGGUGUUUGACAAAGAGGGGGAGGGGUCUGAGGAUGAUGCUGAUCCUGACGGGGCGGACCUAAAGGACGUGGCAGCGGAGUGAAGUGACCCACCUCAGACAGCCGGACCAGCAGGGGGAGCUGGCGAGGGGAAGUGGAGCGUGUGCAUGCGGGCGCAGAAGGGACGCACAUAACCGCGCGCUGACUGACUGACUGCUGCCCGAAAGGGGCGGAGCCGCUGCUGUCUCAUGUUCUCACGCAGACGUUAUUUGUGUCUGGUGCUGUUUAUCGUUCGUUUCUUCACAUUUCUAUUUUUUUUUUUUCCUUUCACUCGUUUACAUUUAAUCAUGUUCUCUCCUCCGGAAAAAUGAUAAAUCCAUGUACAGAAGGCGGAAACCCCUUCAGGCACGGCCAGAAUCAGGCACAGGGCCGUGCAUGAGGGAACGAAUCAUGGCCACGCCCUCACCACGGUGACCGUGACCGGAACUCGGGGACCACCGCACAAAUCCCACAGAACACUGGGCCCUGAGAUGAGGCCCCCCCCACCCCAAAAUAAAAAAAGCCCCCUUUUAUUAAAAAGCUUCCCCUCGGAGCACAGAGAAGACGCUACAUCUGAAUAAUUUAGCUGACUAAGCUUUGUUUUUUUUAAAAACCUGUCCAGGUGUGUGUUUUUUUGUUUUUUUUUGUUUGGUUCACUUAAAGCAUCUGCGCUUUGUCAUGUUUCAUCGGUGUGGAUGGGGUCUUUGCAGAGUGCCGUGUACACACACAACCUGAAGUAAUCCCGUGGAUAGACAUCCGAUAGGGCAAGUCAGACCUAAGGGAGUAGAUCUGUUCAGAACAUGCAAAUUUAGAUGGGACAGCAGAUUUACCACCCCCGCCCCCCCCCGCCCCACUUCACCAUUCCUGUCUGUGGCGCCACCUGCUGGCUCAUAACAGAUAACGCACAGAUGGUACAAGAGGGCCCGAUUUGGAGGACGGCCGCUGCUCUCCGUGACCGUGCCUCUUGCACCUCCCUCUUUCCCAACGUUUAUAUUUUGGCUCCAAACUGAGACCCCACCGGUUACCUCCGUUACCCACCUGGAGCUUUGAGUUUUUAACCAUUUUUUUUUAAAGGACGAGAUCCAAUCCUAUGGUUCCGUAUGAACUGAUUGAAAAAGGAAGGACUCGUGUGUCACUGAGGUGCUGCUUGGGAGCUCCCAAAUGUCUGAACGUCCUGCGCUGUGUGAAGCUGGGCCCUCCAUGUUCUCAUACAUCUAAAACCAGGCCUGUUUUUAACACUGGUUUUAAGCUUUUAAACACAUUGCCUUCCUUGUGUCUGCCCCAGGGUAGGGUUAUUUUCGAAGGGUCAAUAACACGUGUGUGUGUGUGUGUGUGUGAGUGAGUGUGUGUGUGUGUGUGUGUAGCGGAUUAGUGGUGCAGAGGUCAGAGUUGAGUCUACAACGAAGACAGCGGUAAAGUGUGACCGUUUUGUAUCUCUGUCUUUUGACCCUGUAUGGUUCCAGUUUUAGUAUACGUGCUGCCGAAGCGAGCUUCCUGUUUGGCUGAGCAUCACCUACGUUUUCUGAGCAGUGUGUCACCAUGCAUCGUUAUCACGGAGCAAAGUCUGCAGGUCAACAUUUUUGAAAGGAAGGGGGAAUUUUUUAGAUUUUUUAAAAUAUAUAUAUAUAUAUAUAAUGUGGAAUGUACUGUAGUUACUGAAUAAACCAAACUGACUUUUCGAUUGGCUUGGGAUAUCGGGAACGACAUACACUGCGCCCUCUGCUGUUGGCUGUGAGAAACGUAUUGUUACUUGAAGACCGGAAAGAGAACAAUUCUACCCUACCUAAGAGGAUACUAUCUCCCCGGAACAAAACGCUGUUCGGCUGAAGCAGAGCAUGAUGGGACGCAGGAAGAUGGGUUAUGUGAGUCAAGGGGGACGUUCUGUCGCUUUCCACAGGCAUCCAGCUCAGAUCUGACGCGGACAAAGGUCAGACCCAGCUCCUGAUCAGCACAGUGUAAAAACAAGUCUGUGUGCACCUGGUGGAGCCCAAGUCUGCAGGUAGCCCAUAGGCUGUGUUCUCCUAGAGUACAGUGAAGUGCCAUCGCUUUCAGGGGAGCUUUAUUCCACAUUAUUUCAAACGGGAAAAUGGUGUUCGUCAACUAGUGCAGCUAUGAUGCGAUCAGGCAGUGUUGCAUUUGUUGCAAGUCAUGGCUGUUCCUGUUUGGGAUUUCUAACCCCUUAUCAGUACCUGAGAGAAACUCAGGAGCUCCAGCACUACUUAUGUGGGGUGGGGGGGGGGGGGGAGGAGAGUGCCAAUUCCUGCAAUUUAGCCAACUGACCUGAAACUGUCCUCUGUGGCUGUGUGUCUGUCACAGUACUGAGCUGCUGCUGGGUACUGGCGUCUCUGAAACUCUGUGGCCCACUCCAUACAACCUGGACGCUUUAAAACCAGUGUGAUUGGACGAUGGGUGGAUUUUGUGUUUUCGGCCGUUUGAUUGGACAAUGGACUUGUGUGACUGGCCAGUGGGUGCAACUGCAGAGCCAAUCACGGACUGUUCUUUUCUGUAACCAGUCUAGCAGAACCGCACCGCUUUCUGUGUUUAUGCGUGCUUUUAAAGGGGUAGUUCACAAUGGGGUUUUUCCAAUAUAAUUUCAGUUUUGGUAAAGUCUUGACUGGUGCAGACAGUUUUUGUGUACGGUGAAGGAUAUUUUAGAUAUUUCCGGAAGUUUCACAAUAAUUGGUAUGGGGGCAUUGAGGAGUAUGUGGUCUAAAGUAAGAAAACACAUUUCAGACUCUAAAACUUCUAAAAUGUUGUGUGUCCAUGUACAUGUGUAUAUUACCUUCAGAAAGUUUUAUCGUAUUUCUGGUUAGAAGAAUUUCUUAUGGCAGGAACAACCUGAGACUCCUAUGCUCAAGAAGAGAAGUGCCAGUAAGAUGGUUUUUCAAAAUGUUUCUGUGAAUGAACACUAUAAAAUGAAUAUGUUCAUAUGUGCAGCCUCUGGAAACAUCGCAUCGCUGUACAAGCGUUGGAGUUAUUUGAAGUGUAUUUUCUUGCUUUAGAACACAAACCCCCUAAUGCCUCCUAUAACAAGCCAUUGUAAAGCCAGGAGACCAUCAAAAGUUGACGUAAAUCUUUCAUCACAUGCCAAAACUGUCUAGGCCAGUUGAAAACAUGCACUAAAAGUGAAAUGAUACCAAACCCCCCAGAAAGUGAGCUGCCCUUUUAACACAUUUAUGAUGUUUUCCAGUGUUUCUUUUUUUAACUCGUCCUUCCCUGCUGUACUAGCUAAAUACGUGUCAGCAACCUCUGUGCAUCCAGCCCCUCCCAUCCAGACACAAGCAGUGGUCUGUUAGCAGAAUUCUAACAAGAAGAUAAAACUGCAGCCUUGAGAUGAAUCCUGAACUGUACUGUAGUCCUUUGUACAUAAUUACAAAAAAACAAAAACGACAAAAAAAACUGUAAUUAAAGUAUCACACAGA